Molecule: messenger RNA, 207 nt
Organism: Stylonychia lemnae
Lineage: Eukaryota; Ciliophora; Spirotrichea; Sporadotrichida; Oxytrichidae
Source: the annotation of a GenBank genome assembly
AUGGAGUAUCUUAAAGGGGAAUGGUAAAAAAAAACUUUCUUACUAGGUAUAGAUUUCACAGAUAGCAAUGGUGAUACCAACGAAUACGAUUCUCUCAUUUCAAUUAAGGAAUUGGGAAGAUCUUAGAAGCAUUUGACUAAGACAACUUUUCCCUAUAUUUGGAUUUGGACCAGCGCCAUUGUUUCAAGGAACCAGAGAAGAAGUUGA